GCUGGGAGGAAGGGACCCGCGGGAGGCCGGGCCGCAGAGGCCGCUCGGAGCGGGAGCCGCGAGCAGGGGAAGAGCCGCAGCCGCCCGCCCCGCCGAGCAGCUCCGGGAGCCGCCGCCGGCCCUUUAAGGGCGCGGAGGUGCGCGGGCUCUUUAAGGCAGGUCCCGGUGGUUUCUGUUUUCCGAAGGAAGUGACGGGGGGGCGGGAUUGAAUGAAAAGUGCGGCGGGCGCGGAGCCUGCGAGCAGCGGCGGCGUCGGGGGCGACUGGGGGCGCGCGCGGGGGCCCCAGGAGCCGCCGGGGGGCGCCGGGCAGAGCGCAGCCCACGUGCGGUGAGUCCCUCCCCCGCGCCCCCUCGGGGUCCAGCUCGGCCCCGCACGCUCGCGGGGCGCGGGGACCCCCGGGGAUGCGCCCGCCCGGCCUCUGCGGGGUCUCCAGGGCGCCCCCCGCGCUGCUGCUGCUGCUGCUGCUUCUGCUCGCGCCUCUGCGGGAGGCGCCGCGCGCCCAGGGGGCCCGGGCGGCGGAGCUGCGGGUCCGCGUGCGCCUGCCCGACGGCCAAGUGACCGAGGAGAGUCUGCAGGCCGACAGCGACGGCGACAGCAUCAGCCUGGAGCUGCGCAAGCCCGACGGCACCCUGCUGUCCUUCAUCGCCGACUUCAAGAAGGAUGUGAAGAUCUUCCGGGCGCUGAUUCUGGGUGAGCUGGAGAAGGGGCAGAGUCAGUUCCAGGCCCUGUGCUUCCUCAGCCGGCUACACCGCAAUGAGAUCAUUCCCAGCGAGGCCAUGGCCAAGCUGCGCCAGAAAAACCCGCGGGCUGUGCGGCAGGCUGAGGAGGUGCGUGGCCCGGAGCUGCUGCACAUGGACCUGGCUGUGAACUUCACCCUGGGCGCCCUGCUGAGCCCUCACCUCCGUAAUGUGUGUGCUGAGGCUGCCGAGGCCAUCUAUGCCCGCCAGGAGGACGCCCACUUCUGGCUGGAGCAAGGUGUGGACGGCGCCGUGUUUGAGCCUCUGCCCCGGGAUCCUGAGCCGGGGCUGGCACGUUGCCGGCAGGUGGGGGAGCAUGGAAAGCCGUGUGUCUGCCGCUACACACUGAGCCUGGCCUGGUACCCCUGUCUACUCAAGUACUGCCACAGCCACGAGCGGCCCGCGCCCUACAAGUGUGGCAUCCGCAGCUGCCAGAAGAGCUACAGCUUUGACUUCUACGUGCCCCAGAGGCAGCUGUGUCUCUGGGACGAGGACCCCUAGCUGUGCCAGGCCCACCAGCCGCUCCAAGGGCUGCUUCCCCACCCCCACUGGGCCUUCCGUCCUCUUCUGCCCCUCAGCUCAGAGCCUCUGGCUCCAUGGCUCCUGCCUGUGAAAAGCUCUGGCGUGGCAGGGGCACAGCUCCCACUCUGUGCCUUCCUGGGGACAGGGAGGGAGGAAGGGGGUCCCCAAAGGUGCCCUCCUUAUGCCUCCACCUCCUGCCUGACCUCCUCUUCCAAGCAGCCAGAAUGUGAUACUCUGUGAGUCUUGUAUUUCAGCCUUUGAAGGCUGGGAGCCCACACAAGUGGGUCCCUGGCGCCCCACCUCCUGAGUGCACCCCAUUCACCGCCCACCACCAGGGCCCUUGUCCCUAGAGGUGUGGGCACGGUGCCCCCCACACCCUGCAGCUGGGGACCCCCCAAGCUCAGGGACAGACCACAGUGCCUUCCUCGCCCAGGCUGGGCCUCAGAGUGCUCCCCUUGACCCAGAGUGUCCUUCUAAGGCUCUGAGCCGUCGAGGGAGCCUGAAGGAUGAGGAAAACUUGAAUUCCAGAUUUUAAUGCAAAGUAUUUAUCAUUUGUACCAGAAAUUAAAAGUCUUAAGUUUGUACUUGC
Erinaceus europaeus (western European hedgehog) is the source of this 1849-nucleotide messenger RNA. RefSeq names its product out at first homolog (gene OAF). NCBI's taxonomy places the organism in Eukaryota, Metazoa, Chordata, Mammalia, Eulipotyphla, Erinaceidae. The transcript has 4 exons. The record is from RefSeq and is a predicted model, not a curated record. The coding region runs from base 403 to 1239 and encodes 278 amino acids.